Nicotiana tabacum (common tobacco) is the source of this 922-nucleotide messenger RNA. NCBI's taxonomy places the organism in Eukaryota, Viridiplantae, Streptophyta, Magnoliopsida, Solanales, Solanaceae. The record is from RefSeq and is a predicted model, not a curated record.
GCAAAACGCCUUCCAUAUAGAGAAGCUAUGGCUUCCAAAAUUCACAGGGGUAGCUCCUCCCAAGGCUCCUGGAGAGAGGAGAUGCAGCAGGCUUCAGAUAAGUCAGUUAUAAUCAGUGAAAUUUUGGACCCAAGGACUAAAAACCUCUUGUCUAUGUCAAAGAUAAGUGACUAUGUUUUGUCAAAUGAGCUUGUUAGCAUGGCAUUGGCCAUGGUGGCAGAGGACCGUCAAAUAAAUGAUGUAUUGGAAGAACUUUUCGCUGAAGAGGGAAAUGAGAUGCAAAUAAGAGGGGCAGAUCUCUACCUUUGUGAGGGUGAGGAGUUGAGUUUCUACGAAGUGCUCCUACGUGCGCGACAAAGAAGAGAGAUUGUGAUUGGUUACCGUCUUGCUAAUGCAGAAAAAGCUAUCAUCAAUCCCCCAGCCAAAACAGAGAGAAGAAGGUGGUCAGUCAAGGAUGUUUUUGUUAUAAUAGCUGACAAGGAAUAAAAAAUACUAACAGUGAAAUCCUUUUAGCCACCUGAAUUUCUCGCGUAUCACUGGUAAUGCAAGGUGCUGUAAGAUCUUGUCAGUCACAUCUCAAAUAAAUGAGCUAUGGAUGGAGAUGAAAGAGCACUGAGUAUAACGAUGACAUUUUGGUUCAGGAACCAUAGCGUUACACAAUCAACCAAUUUGUUGCCUCAUCAACUCUUGUUGUUCGUUCACCGAGUGUACUAGGAUAAUUGGUUACAGUUUUCUCUAAAUGCCAUAGGCAGUAGACUCUUUCCUCUCAUGGAAAGGUAUAACAAUGUCUCUAUAACGAUGCCAAUUUUGUUGUAUAUCAAGCCUUCAAUGUGUUGUACCACUACACUAACUGUGAAGGCACAAAUAUUUAUGUUGAACUUUGAUCUAUAAUGCAGAAAGGUAUCAUCAAAUUCUUGGGCUA